ACCCUUUCAGUCAUUGCUAGGUUUUUCCAAUCGCGUGAAAGGUAUACACGAUUGUUUGCAUAAAAGAGAAAUUAAAUCGUAUACGUAUGUAAACGUAAGAACUGAAAGACGAACAAGAACAAGCAGAGGUAUGAUGACUACAACUUCAGGGAGAAAAGCUAAUCGCUUGCUAAAGGAAAGAUCACCUUAUCUUCUUCAACAUGCAUAUAAUCCUGUUGAAUGGUAUCCGUGGGGUGAUGAAGCUUUUGAAAAAUCGAAGAUGGACGAAAAACCAAUCUUUUUGUCAGGCCAUGGGAGGUAUAAUACAGGAAGCACAGCAAAUAAAUGCAUUGAAAGAUCGAAAGCUCUUUGUGGAGAAACAUGGAACAGGUUCAAUAAGACCUGUUGAUAUGCCUUGAAAAAUGACCAACAUGAUUUUUGCAUGUUGAAUGACAUCUUAGUGAGAAAAACAAGUUGUGGAUGACACAUUUUAUUACGCACAUUAUAAAUUAAAUAAAAAUUAUUUUGAUAGAUUGAAUGGCGCUCCCUAUAAUAUUCAUGAUGAUAAAUGACAAUAUUUUUGAAUGAAUUUGAAUAAAAGUUUUGAAUGUGUACAUGCUGGCUAACCGGCAAAACCUCGAAUAAAAAGAUCAUCUAUAAAAAUAUAACAUCAAGUAUUCAACCUUCACGAAGUCUCCAUGUUCUUUUUUUUGCAAAGACAAUCCGAAAUUUUGAAAUAUUCGACGAACAACCUUGUUUUGAUACCCUUUCAGUCAUUGCUAGGUUUUUCCAAUCGCGUGAAAGGUAUACACGAUUGUUUGCAUAAAAGAAAAAUUAAAUCGUAUACAUAUGUAAACGUAAGAACUGGAAGACGAACAAGAACAAGAAGAGGUAUGAUGACUACAACUUCAGGGAAAAAAGCCAAUCGUUUGCUAAAGGAAAGAUCACCUUAUCUUCUUCAACAUGCAUAUAAUCCUGUUGAAUGGUAUCCAUGGGGUGAUGAAGCUUUUGAAAAAUCAAAGAUGGAUGAAAAACCAAUCUUUUUGUCAGUUGGAUACUCAACUUGCCACUGGUGUCAUGUUAUGGAAAGAGAAUCAUUUGAAAACGACAAAAUUGCCGCCAUUCUUAAUGAGUAUUUUGUUCCAAUCAAGGUUGAUCGUGAAGAGAGACCAGAUGUUGAUAGAGUGUAUAUGAACUUUGUUCAGGCAACCACAGGGCAUGGUGGUUGGCCAAUGAGUGUUUGGUUGAUGCCAGAUCUUCAACCAUUUCUUGGUGGGACGUACUUUCCUCCUGAAGAUAGCAACGGGAGACAUGGCUUUAAAAGUAUUUUAACCCUUAUCAUUCAACAGUGGAAAGAGAACAAAAAUCGUCUUGGUAAGCAAGGUAGCUUGGUGAUGACAGCAAUUAAACGUCAACUUGAUGUCAUAAUGAAUUCCAAUCAGAAAUCUCCUGAAGUCAAAUGCAUCGAUGAUUUAUUUACGAAGCUCACAAACUGUUAUAAUGAAAAGCAAGGUGGUUUUGGUGGAGCUCCACGAUUUCCUCAACCCAGUAAUUUGAGUUUUUUGUUGAAUUACUACGCAUGGAAACCUGACACGAAGAACGGAAAGAAAGCGUUGGAAAUGACACUGAGAAUAUUAGAUGCUAUGGAUGAUGGAGGAAUACAUGAUCAUGUUGGUCAGGGCUUCCAUCGUUAUUCUACAGAUGGGGAUUGGCAUGUGCCUCAUUUUGAGAAAAUGUUAUAUGAUCAAAGUCAAAUUGCUGAUAUUUACCUGAAUGCAUAUCAGAUAAGUCAGGAUGAGAAGUAUUCAAGUACUGCCAAAGAUAUAUUACUUUAUGUAAUGAGGGAUUUGAGUGACAAGCACGGUGGAUUUUAUGCUGCAGAAGAUGCGGAUUCACUGCCAUCAUUUGAAUCUAAAGAAAAAAAAGAGGGAGCAUUUUGUGUAUGGGAGGAAGAGGAAAUACGAACGAAACUUUCUGAAACUGCGAACGAUGAUGUUAAAACAACAUUAGCAGAUCUCUUUAUUUUCUAUUAUGGUGUUGAAAAAAAUGGAAAUGUUAAAUCAUCGCAGGACCCUCACGGCGAACUUAAAAAUAAGAAUGUGUUAAUUGUUCGAAAGAGUGUUGAAGAAACGGCCAAGCAUUUUGAACUUGAUGAAAGUACUGUACGAAAUAGUUUAUGUAGAGCGCGGGAAAUUCUAUUUGAAGAAAGACUUAAAAGGCCAAAGCCUCAUUUGGAUAGUAAAAUGGUCACUUCCUGGAAUGGUCUUAUGAUUGCUGCUUUUGCAAAAGCAUCGUGUGUGUUGAAAAACGACAUUUAUUUAAAAAGAGCCUUGAAAGCUGCCGAGUUUGUUCAGAAAUAUUUGUGGCUCGAGGAAAGUAAAAAAUUGAUUAGAAGUUGUUAUAAAGGAGAAAACAACGAUAUAGUUCAACUCGAGAACCCUGUUGAAGCGUUCUCGGACGAUUAUUCAUUUCUUAUAUAUGGUUUACUGGAACUUUAUCACGCUUGUUUUGAUGAAAAGUGGUUGAAAUGGGCUGAAGUCUUGCAAGAAAGACAAAAUGAACUUUUGUGGGAUGACGAAGCCGGAGGAUAUUUUGAAGCGGGAAAAAACUCGAAUUUGUUGAUAAGAUUGAAACAAGAUCAAGAUGGUGCAGAACCAAGUGGUAGUUCCAUUGCCGCCUUAAAUCUUAUGCGAUUGGCUUCGUUUCUUGAAAAACACGAGUAUCGAGACAGGGCUGGAAAGAUUUUUGCUGUUUUUGAACAAAGAUUAAGUAAAUUACCAAACGCUCUUCCUAAACUAAUGGCUGCCUUCAUCACAUAUACUACUAACCAGAAACAGAUCAUCAUCGUUGGUGAGAGAGAUUCAAACGACACAAAGUCUUUAUUGCAUGUAGUUCACUCGCAUUUUAUGCCAAACAUGAUCCUUAUUUUGCAUGAUGAAAAAGAACAAGGUUUCCUUGAUUCGAAACUUGAGGUUUUAAAGACAUUACACAAAGUUAAUGAAAAAAGUACUGUAUAUGUGUGUGAGAAUUUCACCUGUAACUUACCUGUUACAUCGUGCGAAAAACUCGAAGAAUUAUUGAAAGAAAAACUUUGAAUGAAAAUAGUAAAUUAGUUUAUUUACAAUUAUAAACCUUAUUUUAUCGUUCUGUA
Messenger RNA from Xenia sp. Carnegie-2017, 3130 nucleotides. RefSeq names its product spermatogenesis-associated protein 20-like. Bases 678 to 3074 code for a protein of 798 amino acids. The transcript has 16 exons. Gene Ontology annotation, biological process: carbohydrate metabolic process. The record is from RefSeq and is a predicted model, not a curated record. NCBI's taxonomy places the organism in Eukaryota, Metazoa, Cnidaria, Anthozoa, Malacalcyonacea, Xeniidae.